AACCCCGGCGCGGGCGGCGCAUCCACCGCGGGACACCGUGCUGCGUGCCGGCCGGGCUGGUCCUCGGUGCCCGCUUCGCAGGGCCGCCGGGCUGGGGAGCCUCCCGCGGCCCGGGCCCCUCCGAGCGCCCCUAGAUGGAGCCGUGCGUUCUCACCGCGGCGGCGCAGCGCGGGCGGCGGACGCGGGGCGCGCUGGGCUGCCGGGCCAUGCGGGUCCUCGGCCGCGCGGCGCUCUGGGUGCUGCUGCUGGCGCAGGCACCUGCUUGCGCCGUGGGACCCGCAGCGGCCUCGCCGGGGAGCCCGAGCGUCCGGCGUCCUCCUGGACCCGCGGAGUGGCCGGGCUGGGGGGAAAAGGGCGACUAUGAGCUGGUGUCUCCCUACGAGGUUGACCACAAGGGCAACUACGUGUCCCAUGAAAUCACCCACCCCCAGAGGAGGAAAAGGGCUCUGGCCCAGCUCGGAGUUGACUCUCUGCACCUUCGGCUGAAAGGCUUCAGGCAUGACUUCCACCUGGAUCUAAAAGCCUCCAGCAAGCUGGUGGCACCUGGAUUUCUCAUCCAGACUUUGGGAAAGCAGGGCACGAAGUCGGUGCAGGCUUUCCCACCCGAGGAUUUCUGUUUUUAUCAAGGCUCCUUGCGAUCCCACAAAAAUUCCUCAGUGGCUCUUUCGACCUGCAAAGGAUUGUCAGGCAUGAUAAGAACCCAGGAAGCGGACUACUUCCUGAAGCCCCUCCCUUCACACCUGGCAGGGAGCCCCAGUGACUCCACAGGGGGCAGGCCUCCCUCCCACAUCCUGUACAAGAGAUCCACCGAGCCACCGGCCGUGGGGCCCCACCGGGUCUCGAUGAUGGAGAAAAAGUGGGGGCUGGAAAACCACCAUCUCUUCCACCACGAAGAUCAAUCCCCACGAGGCUUCAGCUUCAGGCACCCACAGAAGCAGCAUUUCUGCGGAAGGCGCAAGAAAUACAUGCCCAAGCCUCCCAAAGAAGACCUUUUCAUCUUGCCGGAUGAGUAUAAAUCAUGUGUAAGGCAAAAGCGGUCCCUUCUGAAGUCCCAUAGGAAUGAAGAGCUGAAUGUGGAGACGCUGGUUGUGGUUGACAAAAAGAUGAUGCAAAACCAUGGCCAUGAAAACAUCACCACCUACGUGCUGACAAUUCUCAACAUGGUGUCUGCUCUAUUCAAAGACGGGACAAUAGGAGGGAAUAUCAACAUUGCCAUUGUCGCCCUUAUUCUUCUGGAAGAGGAACAGCCAGGCUUGGUGAUAAGCCAUCAUGCGGACCACAGCCUGAGCAGCUUCUGCCAGUGGCAGUCUGGACUGACGGGGAAAGAUGGGGCUCGCCACGACCACGCCAUCUUACUCACCGGCCUGGACAUAUGCUCCUGGAAGAACGAGCCCUGUGACACCCUGGGAUUCGCACCCAUCAGUGGCAUGUGCAGUAAAUACCGCAGCUGUACGAUUAAUGAGGACAUGGGUCUUGGACUGGCCUUCACCAUUGCCCACGAGUCUGGACACAACUUCGGCAUGGUCCACGACGGAGAGGGGAACGUGUGCAAGAAGUCGGAAGGCAACAUAAUGUCCCCCACGUUGGCAGGACGCAACGGGGUCUUCUCCUGGUCCCCCUGCAGCCGCCAGUACCUGCACAGGUUUUUAAGCACCGCCCAGGCUACCUGCCUUGCCAACCGGCCAAAGCCCGUGAAGGAGUACAAAUAUCCGGAGAAGCUGCCCGGAGAGUUAUACGACGUGAACACACAGUGCAAGUGGCAAUUUGGAGAGAAAGCCAAGCUCUGCAUGCUGGAUUUCAAAAAGGAUAUCUGUAAAGCCCUGUGGUGCCACCGGAUAGGAAGGAAAUGUGAGACUAAAUUCAUGCCAGCUGCAGAAGGCACUACUUGUGGGCAUGACAUGUGGUGCCGCGGAGGGCAGUGUGUGAAAUACGGGGACGAAGGCCCCAAGCCCACUCACGGUCACUGGUCAGACUGGUCUCCCUGGUCCCCUUGUUCCAGGACCUGCGGAGGAGGGGUGUCGCACAGGGACAGACUCUGCACAAACCCCAGACCAUCGCAUGGAGGCAAAUUUUGUGUGGGCUCCACGCGAACUCUGAAGCUUUGCAACAGUCACUCAUGUCCCCACAACAGCGUCGACUUUCGCGCCCAGCAGUGCGCCGAGUUCAACGGCAAACGGUUCCGAGGAUGGUUCUACAAGUGGAAGCCGUACACCCACGUGGAAGAUCAGGACUUCUGCAAACUCUACUGUAUCGCAGAAGGAUUUGAUUUCUUCUUUUCUUUGUCAAAUAAAGUCACAGAUGGGACUCCAUGCUCGGAGGAUAGCCGUAAUGUUUGUAUAGAUGGGAUAUGUGAGAGAGUGGGGUGUGACAACAUCCUGGGGUCCGAUGCUACGGAAGAUGCCUGCGGCGUGUGCCAGGGCAACAACUCCAGCUGCACAAUGCACAAGGGCCUCUACGCCAAGCAGCACCGCGCCAACCAGUAUUACCAGAUGGUCACCAUCCCCUCCGGAGCCCGGAGCAUCCGCAUCUAUGAAACGAACGUAUCUACCUCCUACAUUUCCGUGCGAAAUGCACUCAAAAAGUACUACCUGAACGGACACUGGACGGUGGACUGGCCCGGCCAGUACAAGUUUUCAGGAACCACCUUUGACUACAGACGUUCCUACAAGGAGCCUGAGAGCUUAGCCUCUCCUGGGCCAACCAACGAAACGCUGAUCGUGGAGCUUCUGUUUCAGGGAAGGAACCCAGGCAUUGCCUGGGAAUACUCCAUGCCAAGGUUGGGGGUUGAGAAGAAGCUUGGAGCCCAGCCCAGCUACACGUGGGGGACCAUCCGCUCUGAGUGCUCUGUCUCCUGUGGAGGAGGACAGAUGACCACAAGAGCAGGCUGCUACAGAGACCUGCAGGUCCUGGUGAAUGCCUCCUUCUGCAGCCCCGACACCCGGCCGGUCACAGGGGUCGUGCCCUGCAAGGUGUCUGCCUGUCCCCCCAGCUGGUCGGUGGGGAACUGGAGCGCCUGCAGCCGCACAUGCGGAGGGGGCACGCAGAGCCGGGCGGUUCAGUGCACGCGACGCGCGCACUACAAAUCGGAGCGGGUCUCGGCCAGCCUGUGUCCACAGCCUGUCCCCUCCAGCCGACAGGCCUGCCAGCCUCAGAGCUGCCCCCCGGCGUGGAGCACCGGGCCCUGGGCGGAGUGCUCACGAACCUGCGGGAAGGGCUGGCGGAAGAGGUCCGUGGCCUGUAAGAGCACCAACCCCUCGGCCAGGGCGCAGCUGCUGCCAGACGCCGUCUGCACCGCGGAGCCCAAGCCCAGGACUCACGAGGCCUGUCUGCUCAGGCGCUGCCACAAGCACAAGAAGCUGCAGUGGCUUGUGUCCGCCUGGUCCCAGUGCUCUGUUACCUGUGAAAGAGGAACCCAGAAAAGGUUCCUGAAGUGUGCUGAGAAGUACGUGUCUGGGAAGUACCGUGAGCUGGCCUCCAAGAAGUGCCUGCACCUGCCGCAGCCCCAGCUGCAGCUGCAGCGUGCCUGCGCCCCGUUUCCCUGCCCCAGACGCCCCGCAUUUGCUGCUGCAGGACCCCCGCGAGCCGGCUGGUUUGCCUCGCCCUGGUCUCAGUGCACGACCAGCUGCGGGGGCGGCGUGCAGACGCGGUCCGUGCGGUGCCUGGCAGGGGGCCGGCCGGCCGCGGGCUGCUCCGUGCUGCAGAAGCCCACCGUCUCCCAGGCCUGCAACACCCGGUUCUGCCCCAUCGCAGAGAAGAAAGGCGCCUCCUGCGGGGACCGCUUCCUCUGGUGCGCCCUGGUGCCCCGGCACGGGGUGUGCGGCCACCGCUUCUACGGCCAGCAGUGCUGCGAGGCCUGCUCCACGUCCAACCUGUGAGCCGGCAGGCGCGGGGGCCGUCUCCAGCACCAGCUGGCCGUGUGGUCUCUCCACCAGCAGGCGUCCCAGGAAGAAGAAAAAUCCAUGCGGAGCUCUUGGACCAGACUACAUGUGUGCCUGUGUGUGCAUGCACAUGUGUGUGUGUGCAUGCACGUGGGUGUGUGUGUGUGUUCAUCCCCGGGCACACAGGCACACACUUGGCGGGGAGGAGGCGUGGAGUCAGGACAGAGCUCCCCAACCUGCUCGCCCUGAACCGCGGAGCUCUGGCAAAGCAGGCCGGCCCGGAAUAAGGAAGACUUGCAGAAGGUCUGCUUCUAAGGACUGGCCCAGCUGCCACCUGGAAACCACUGCUUCUGGAGGCGGGGUCAGCCCCUCCCGGCUGCGUCCCCUGUGUCCUGCCCCAGCGGCGGUUUCUCUGCACAGGGACCCCAGGUGGCCCCGGGCAGGUGAGCUGGUCUCCAUCCUGGUGGGGAGCCUGGCCUCUGGAAAUGGGAAAUGAAAUUCCCACCAUGGUGCUUCUGUCCCUUUCAGACCCAUUGGAAGCAAGAAAGAAUUCUCAUACGUUGCCUUUUUUCUCUUUCUCAGUUAUUUACAAGUGAGUGUUCCUAUUUAAACGCAUUUCUUAAUGCUUUUCUCUUUCAAGUGGCAGAAUGACAGGCUGGACCCGAAUUAGAGACUCCGUGGGGUUUACACCAAGCACUGUGGGCCGUGAUUGGCCCACUUGGGUUUGCUUUUAUGUGCUGCAGGGUUUUCGAUUUUUUUCCCCCGUAAAUUUUGGUUGUUUUCCUAACAUCCAUUCAGAAGGGAGGCCAAGGACUUCCAGGUGAAAAGCUACGCAGCAGGGGGCCUCCAACCUCCCCUCCCCACCCAACCCCAGAUUUCAGUCUUUUUCUGCGGUGUGGUCUCCAUUCCAAAUGGCUCCUGGAUAUUUAUAUUUGCUGAAGUUUUAUAAU
This is a messenger RNA of Bubalus bubalis (water buffalo), 4828 nucleotides long. RefSeq names its product ADAM metallopeptidase with thrombospondin type 1 motif 16 (gene ADAMTS16). The coding region runs from base 135 to 3875 and encodes 1246 amino acids. Gene Ontology annotation, biological process: proteolysis; extracellular matrix organization. The record is from RefSeq and is a predicted model, not a curated record. NCBI's taxonomy places the organism in Eukaryota, Metazoa, Chordata, Mammalia, Artiodactyla, Bovidae. Gene Ontology annotation, cellular component: extracellular matrix. Gene Ontology annotation, molecular function: metalloendopeptidase activity. The transcript has 23 exons.